UUUGGACUGGGGGAGGUCAUUAGAAAGUGAGGAGUGAGUGCGGGCCGGUUCUCGAGGUUUAGAGACACCUUGUCCAGCGUACAUCUGAUGCCGGUGUGAGAUAAAUACAUUAUUCAACAGCUCUGCGUAGUGUUUCACCCGCUGAAAAAAUGCUUCGUCUCAUCCUGCGGCUCAGGCCGUCCGCCGGGCUCCGCUGUCCCCGUGCCCUCCCGGCCGGGCCUGCUACGCUCAGCUCCCGCUCCGUUCCCGGAACCGGUGCUCUGAGGCGGCUUCACUGUGUAGCGGGGUCCCGGGCUGUGUGUCUGAGCUCCGGCUUCAGCCUCAGGGGGACUCUGCUGCGGUGUCCCCAGCUGACAGGCAGCUGUCAGAGCAAGCGUUACUACAGCCUGCCGCCGCACCAGAAGGUGGAGCUUCCUGCACUGUCACCCACCAUGCAGACAGGAACGAUCGCUCGUUGGGAGAAGAAGGAGGGAGAAAAAAUCAGCGAGGGUGAUCUUAUAGCUGAGGUGGAGACUGACAAAGCCACUGUAGGGUUUGAGAUGCUGGAGGAGUGCUAUCUGGCAAAGAUCCUGGUCCCCGAAGGCACCAAAGACGUUAACGUUGGAUCAGUAAUCUGCAUCACGGUUGACAGCCCUGAUCUCAUCCCAGCUUUUAAGGACAUAACAUUGGACUCAAUUCAAGCAGCCGGUGCCGGUCCAUCAGCAGCUGCCUCCGCUCCUCCUCCUGCUGCUGCUGCUGCUCCUCCCGCAGCCCCGGGCAGCUCUUACCCCACACACAUGAAGAUCUUGCUUCCUGCCCUCUCUCCCACCAUGACGAUGGGAACAGUGCAACGCUGGGAGAAGAAGGUGGGAGAGAAGCUCAGUGAAGGAGAUCUGCUGGCUGAGAUCGAGACUGAUAAGGCGACCAUCGGCUUUGAGGUUCAGGAAGAGGGAUAUUUGGCCAAAAUCAUGGUGGCAGAGGGAACUCGGGAUGUCCCUCUGGGAACCCCGCUUUGCAUCAUCGUAGAGAAAGAAAGUGACAUUGCUGCCUUCAAAGAUUAUGUGGAGACUGGAGUGGCAGAAGUUUCCACACCACCUCCACCUCCACCUCCAGCACCUGCACCGGCUGCAGCUGCAGCUCCAGCGGCUGCAGCACCUAGUCCUGCAGCCGCCGCCCCGGCAGCACCCAGGAAGGGUCGAGUGUUUGCCAGCCCACUUGCCAAGAAACUUGCUGCAGAGAAAGGAAUUGACCUGGCACAGGUCAGCGGCACUGGUCCUGAUGGACGCAUCACCAGGAAAGAUAUCGACAGCUUCAUUCCACCAAAGGCUGCACCUGCCGUAGCUGCUGCUCCCACUCCAGCUGCAGCUCCAGCUGCUCCUGCACCUGCUGCAGCUCCUGCAGCGCCAGCUGGGACCUUCACAGACAUCCCUAUCAGCAACAUCCGCAAGGUUAUCGCUCAGCGGUUGAUGCAGUCCAAGCAAACCAUCCCCCACUAUUAUCUGUCCGUAGAUGUCAACAUGGACCAAGUGCUCGAGCUUCGGAAAGAACUCAAUGAAGAGGUGAAAGCCCAGAACAUUAAGCUUAGUGUGAAUGACUUCAUCAUCAAAGCCAGCGCUCUUGCCUGCCUCAAGGUUCCUGAGUGCAACUCCUCCUGGAUGGACACGGUCAUCCGACAGAAUCAUGUGGUGGACGUGAGUGUAGCAGUGAGCACAGCCAGCGGCCUCAUCACUCCCAUAGUGUUCAACGCCCACACCAAAGGACUGGCUGCCAUCAGCUCUGAUGUGUCGGCUCUGGCUGCCAAAGCGAGAGAAAACAAACUGCAGCCGCACGAGUUCCAGGGAGGUACAUUCACAAUCUCUAAUUUGGGAAUGUUUGGCGUCAAGAACUUCUCUGCGAUAAUCAACCCCCCUCAGGCCUGUAUCCUCGCCGUCGGCGGCUCAGAGAAACGGCUGAUGCCUGCUGAUAAUGAGAAAGGAUUUGACGUAGCCAGCAUGAUGUCGGUGACGCUGAGCUGCGACCACCGGGUGGUGGACGGGGCGGUCGGCGCGCAGUGGCUCGCAGAGUUCCGGAAGUUCCUGGAAAAACCCGUCACCAUGCUGUUGUAAUUGGACUUUACUGCUGUAAAACUGCAACAAAAGGCAGAGGCCUCUCCCUGAAGCGAUCCGAUUGGUCUAAACCAGUUUGGAUCCUCCUGUGAUUGGCCGUCCUGCAACCAGGUCACUCCCAGUUACCCUAAAUGGGAAGAGGUAGAACUCACUCCGCUUACCUGUCUGUCUCUGUCUCUCCUGUCUGUCUUUCUCUCUUCUCGCUCUCUUUCACUCAUACUCUAUUUAUUGAGGCCCCGUCUCACGAGAGACCAGAAUUAGGUUUAAUUUAUCCUAGAUUAGAGACCGGUCAUAUGUCACUAAAACACUGGUAAUGUUUUACAAAGGGAAGUGUUACAUGUCAAACCAGCGAGCGUAUUUAUCCCGAAACUCAUGUGUGUGUUUCUACACACUUUAAUCUGUGAUUUUGUGUGAAUGUGAUAAAGGCAACAGGAUGUGCAGCUAUCUCUGGGUUCCACUCUUUUGAGUAAGGGGUUAAUAGCUAGAUGUAAGUUAACUUAGACACACAGAGUCCAGAUCUACACACACAAAACCCGUCUCUUUUCAGUGACCACACAUACACACACACAAACAAUGUUGAAAUAGUGUGUUUUCUGUGGGUUGAUGCUCCGGUGUGUAUAUUCUUCACUGUGGGGUGAACACAGUGCUGUAUAUACUGUAUAUGGUGGUGAGCUGUUGGGUUGUGAUGAGGCCUCACCAUAUGAUUUAAUAUCUGUACAGUCCUGAUUGAUAACAAACACUUUCAAAGGAAGUACUGAACAGUUUUGCCAAUCCUCUCUCUUCGGUUGGGUUUUAUUUUCUAGUCUCAGAGUUUAAAAACUCACCUCUGAAAUAUUCUGUAUUUCACUGCUGAAACGCACAAAGCUGGUGCUGGUUGUUAUUUGUUAUCUGAAUAAAUUGGGAGAAGUCUA
Messenger RNA from Plectropomus leopardus (leopard coralgrouper), 2995 nucleotides. It is a transcript of the gene dlat, whose product is annotated as dihydrolipoamide S-acetyltransferase (E2 component of pyruvate dehydrogenase complex). Gene Ontology annotation, cellular component: pyruvate dehydrogenase complex. Lineage: Eukaryota; Metazoa; Chordata; Actinopteri; Perciformes; Serranidae. Gene Ontology annotation, molecular function: dihydrolipoyllysine-residue acetyltransferase activity. The record is from RefSeq and is a predicted model, not a curated record. Gene Ontology annotation, biological process: pyruvate decarboxylation to acetyl-CoA.